This is a messenger RNA of Dinoponera quadriceps, 1354 nucleotides long. It is a transcript of the gene Yip1d1, whose product is annotated as protein YIPF5. The transcript is spliced from 2 exons. The record is from RefSeq and is a predicted model, not a curated record. Lineage: Eukaryota; Metazoa; Arthropoda; Insecta; Hymenoptera; Formicidae. Gene Ontology annotation, biological process: endoplasmic reticulum to Golgi vesicle-mediated transport; vesicle fusion with Golgi apparatus. The coding region runs from base 112 to 906 and encodes 264 amino acids. Gene Ontology annotation, cellular component: trans-Golgi network.
CCUAACCUCUGUCGUCGUAUUGUGACGCGGUUCGAUGUGUCGACACUUCGAGCUGCAGGCCGAGGAAAACACGGGUGUUUAAAGUGACCGAGAAACCGAUACGCCAACAAGAUGUCCGGAUACACAGGCCAGGACAAUUACUGGACGCAACCGCCGCAAGGUCAAUCACCCCAGAGCCAGUAUUACUUCGAGUCGCCCGGUUUCGAGCAACCUAACCAACAGUUCGACUUCCAACCGUACGGCGAUCAGCCCUACGGCGAAUAUUCGAGCACGCAAAAGGGCUUCCUGGAUCCUACACAGAGCUCAUACACCGGCGACAUGUUCGCGCAGGAUGAUUAUGGAAAAGGCAAUAGCGGCUUCAGCGAAGAAGAAGACGAGCCACCUCUGUUAGAGGAGCUGGGUAUCGACCCCGACAGGAUAAUGCAAAAGACCCUGGCUGUGCUGAAUCCUUUUCACAGGAGGGGACAAAUCGACGAUGCGAAUUAUCUGCUGCAAGACUCGGAUCUGGCAGGGCCAGUGGCGUUCUGCCUGGUUCUUGCCGCGUUUCUCUUAUUGGCUGGCUCGAAAGCGCACUUCGGUUACGUGUACGGCCUGGCCUUGACCUCCUGCAUACUCAUGUACAUCUUACAGUCGUUGAUGAGCAGCAACAGUAACGUCACCUUGUCGUCAGUCGCGUCCGUACUGGGUUACUGUCUCUUACCGGUCGUCGUGCUGGCUGGCUUCAGCGUCUUCGCCACGCUGCGCGGCCCGAUCGGCUUGGUCUGCGCGAUCUUGGCCGUCGUCUGGGCAGCUCUGUCCGCCUCCAGGCUCUUUUCCACGAUGUCCGGGGAGCAAGACCAGCAGUUGCUCAUAGCGUACCCGUGUCUGCUCCUUUAUGGCGUGUUUACGUUGAUAAUUAUAUUUUAAAGGAGCAAAAGUUGAACGAUAAAUGUGCACGACUUUGUUUCGUCUAACUUCUCGGAUCCCGGAUAGGAAGCGAAUGUUUCUUGAGUAGUCAAGUUGGUACUAAUUCAAUACAAUAGAUUAAAAAAAAACCUCUAAACUUAUUUAUCUGAAGUGAUUCUCAUAGUUGAAAUUUAUGGAUAAUAAGUUUAUAUCAUCGUAUGUUACUGCAUUACUGGUAACAAACUGUAGAACUGUUAAUAACAAACUGUACUUGAAAGAUGUAUAAUUCAUUGGUUUUAUCGUAUCUUAAAGGAAUUCUAGAAUUAUUUAUAUAGCGAGCAUAUUUCCAGGAAGAUGCUUGAUUUUAACAAGGGAAGAAAGCAAUGUAAGCGCUUGCUGCAAGUGUGAUUGCAAGCAUUAGAUUAAGUUAUUUGCUAUACAUUUCUAAAUAAACUAUAUGAUACUUGCA